Molecule: messenger RNA, 1131 nt
Organism: Didymodactylos carnosus
Lineage: Eukaryota; Metazoa; Rotifera; Eurotatoria; Philodinida; Philodinidae
Source: the annotation of a GenBank genome assembly
AUGGUUGGUAAUUGUAUUCAAUAUUCUAUUUGGUUAUUGAUCAUUUAUUUUCAUUUAUCUAAUGUCUAUUGGUAUGUGGCAGCUGUAUUAGCAAGUCUCACAGGCGGCAAUAGCGUGAGUGGAUUUAUUUUGAAUUUAUUGAUAGUUGAAUCAACUGUCGAAGAUAAACGUUCAUCCCGAUUUGUUCGAUUGGGAGCUUUGUCGACGAUUGCUUCAGCUGUUGCAUGCGUCAGUAUUGGCUACUGGAUUGAAUAUAGAGGUUAUAGAGAUUUGUAUUGGAUGGCAUUAUUUUUACAAUUGUUAUGUAUUGGAAUUAUUAUUCUAUUUAUGAAACAACAAUCCUCAACGGUUAAUUCCACCACCACUACAGCAGCAUCAAAUCAAAGAUUGUCAGACAUAAUCACCGUUUUUCAUUCAGAUACAAGAACACGAAAGAAGUCAUUAAGCCUAUACUUAACAUUAUUUGCAUACGUAUUUCAUGUUAUUGCUGGUCUUUCAUUUAGUGUUCCAUCGUUGUGGUAUCAAUUAAACUAUCCAUUUUGUUGGACAUCAAAGCAGAUCGGCUAUUACAAUACUACUCAAUCAAUAAUAUGGUCAAUCUUAAGCGUUGCUGGAAUGGAAUUAUUUACCAUAUUAAGAUGGCAGGACUCUUCUAUCUGCUGUAUUAGUCACGUAUGUUUCAUUGUUAAUGUACUGUGGACGUCCUAUGCAAAAUAUGAUUGGCAUCUGUAUCUGGGAUUGUUUAUAGGUCCACUCACAACAUAUCAAGCUACCAUAGUCUAUACAUUAAUAUCCAAAAUUCUCGAACCACAUGAGAUCAAUAAUGCGUAUACAUUCGUUGCAGGAACAAGCACGAUCUUGACUGCAAUUGGAAAUUCAUUCUUCAAUUAUUUAUAUUCCAUAACGGUGACGUAUUCUCGAGUAUUUACAUUGUACUUGGCAGCUCUAAUUGCGAUUAUCCCAUUACUGUUGAACGUUUGUUUGUUUGUUGUAACGAAAGACAUGUCAGAUGAAUUGAAUGACAAAGUGAUAAAACGAACAUCGCUAUUGUUACCUGACAAUCCAUUACAAGUACCAGAUGUUGCAGUAUUUGCUAAAACUGUGAGUGUAUCAAGAAGAAAUCAAUACUAA